Messenger RNA from Hibiscus syriacus, 1134 nucleotides. Its product is annotated as glycine-rich RNA-binding protein 4, mitochondrial-like. The record is from RefSeq and is a predicted model, not a curated record. NCBI's taxonomy places the organism in Eukaryota, Viridiplantae, Streptophyta, Magnoliopsida, Malvales, Malvaceae. Bases 155 to 934 code for a protein of 259 amino acids. Gene Ontology annotation, molecular function: RNA binding. The transcript has 8 exons.
AUGAAAACAGAAGGGUAGGCUGCGGAAAAGCCUCAGUUUUUUUUUCCCGUAAAUUUCUUUCUCUUUUUCGGUAUCUUCUUGAGCCUGCUCGUUUCACUGACUGUUCAUUUUGAAAGGGUUUCUUUCAGUGUCUGUAUCGCUAAAGGUCGAAACAAUGGCUUUCUUAGGUAAAUUUGGGAGUAUAUUUAGGCAGACCACAAGUAUGCAGGUCGAUUCUCUGUUGUCUGCAACAAGGCCAGGGCUCUUUCAAGUAUUUAGAAGCAUGUCAACAUCACCAAGCUCGAAGCUUUUUGUGGGAGGUAUUUCUUACCAAACUGAUGAUCAAAGUCUGAGAGAAGCUUUUAGCAAAUACGGUGAAGUUAUUGACGCAAAAAUAAUUGUGGAUCGAGAGACGGGCAGGUCGAAAGGAUUUGGCUUUGUCUCUUACUCUAGUACUGAGGAUGCCUCCAGUGCAAUACAGGCCUUGGAUGGACGGGAACUCAAUGGCCGUCAAGUAAAAGUAGCCUAUGCAGCUGAAAGACCUCCUCGCAACUUUGGAGGUGGAAGUUUCAAUAUUGGUUAUGGUGGCGGAUACGGUGUUGGUGGCAGCUACAGAGAUGAUAGUGGGAGCUAUGCCAGAAACAAUGAUUUAUCUUCUGGAAAUUAUGGAGGUAAUAUUGGAUAUGGUAACACUGGUGGUGGUGGUUAUGGAAGUCAAGGAAGUUAUGGUGGUGGUAACAACUAUGGAAGCAAUUCUGAUCAAUCUGGUCCAAACAAGUACGAUGGUGGGAAUCUCAAUGGUGAUAGUUUUGCCACCGGUGGUUCAGCCGGAUUCAGUGGCAGUGACGAUGGGUUCAAAGUCGAAACAGGAGGAGAUUAUGUGGGGAAUGGUGCACGCACUGAGAACACAAGAGAUGAAGAGUAUGAAACCGUCGACUUUGCCAAAAGGGCUUGAACUUUGAGAUCCACCUUUGUUCUUUAAUGGUGGAUUUGUUUUGAUCUUUGUUCUCUGGUCCUACUACUAUUGUGCUGAGAUCUUUUAGUCCACUGCCGUUACAUGUUUUUACUGUAUAGUUAACAUUAUUAUAUUUUCUGUUGGCAUUAGCAGUCUGACAGAAGACAUAGUAGUCAGUCAUCAGGCUGCAGCAUGAGACA